AUGUGGCAGGACAGCAGGGGUUAUGAGCACUUUGCGGGCCGCGGCCCCGUGUGGCGGCGGCCCCUGGUAAUCAGGACAUUUGGCGCCCUGGGGCUGGCAGGGGGCGCCGUCUACUUCUCGAGCCUGGAGGAGCCGAGGCGGCGCCACCCGGCCCACAGGGGCGGCAUUCCGGAUGCAAAGCGUCAUGCGAUCCUGAUCAGCCAGGCCACAGAGGCGGCCCUGGGAAAGCAAGUCUGGGAGGAGACGAUCCGCGCGGCUGUGGAGAGCCGCUCGCUGCUGCCGCCGCACCACCCAAUGUCCCAGCUCGUGCGCCGCGUGGGGCGGCGCAUCGCAGAGGUGGCGUCCGAUGGGGAGGGCGGCGGCUACAGCAGCCACAUGAAGAACAUCCAGUGGGAGUUCGCGGUCAUCCACGACGACCAGGUCAACGCGUUCGUGCAAGGGAAGGGGAGAAGCGGCGACCCGGGCGGCGGCAGGCUGCCCUCGAGCACCCACGAGCGUCCGGCGCCCCUGCCGCCCGCGCACCCCGACGCGCCGCCGCCGGGUGCUCGCGGCCGCACGCAGGCACCAGGAGGCAAGGUGGUCGUUUUCACAGGCCUCCUGCGCCUGAUGUCGUCCGAAGAUGAGCUGGCGGCGGUUAUAGCCCACGAGGCGGCCCACGUCGUCGCGCGGCACAUAGCGGAGAACCUCAGCCGGGUGCAGGUGAUCAGCCUGGCCACCGUGGUGAUUAACCUGCUUCUGGGCAUACCCCUGUCGCCCAACCUGUUGAUGCUGGGCUUCUUCCUGCCACACUCCAGGGCCGCGGAGACAGAGGCGGACUCCAUCGGCAUCCGCCUGCUGGCCCGCAGCUGCUACGACCCGGAGGCCAACGUGCGGAUGCUGCAGCGGCUCGAAGCCCACGAGCUGCGCGCGACCGGCGGCGCCGGCCGCGGCCGCGGCGCGGCGCUGCUGCAGACGCACCCUUUGACCGAGGACCGGGUGGAGAACGUGCGGCGGAUGCUGCCGGAUGCAUACCAGAUAUACAGGAGCAGCUGCUCGUCGCUGCAGCUGGGGUGGCAGGAGGCCGCGCGGCUGCUGGGGUAG
Molecule: messenger RNA, 1080 nt
Organism: Monoraphidium neglectum
Lineage: Eukaryota; Viridiplantae; Chlorophyta; Chlorophyceae; Sphaeropleales; Selenastraceae
Product: metalloprotease
Exons: 11
Coding region: 1-1080 (359 amino acids)
Cellular component (GO): membrane
Molecular function (GO): metalloendopeptidase activity
Source: RefSeq, a predicted model, not a curated record